This is a messenger RNA of Cyanistes caeruleus (blue tit), 798 nucleotides long. NCBI's taxonomy places the organism in Eukaryota, Metazoa, Chordata, Aves, Passeriformes, Paridae. The record is from RefSeq and is a predicted model, not a curated record.
UUCGCCCCCCUCAUCAUUUCCUGCGCCGCGCUGCUGGAGAAGCUCUCCGACACCUACACCUGCUUCGCCACCGAGGGCGGGCGGCACCUCCACGUCCUGCACACGUUCGGGGACUGCCUGUACAUCGCAGUGAACGGCGACGGGACGCAGAGCGAGGACGACCUGCGCCGGACGCUGUUCGUGCUGCGGCGCUUGGUGGAGGCUCACUGUGGCCUCGUCACGCUCGACUCGCACCUCAUCCGCAAGGAGUUGCGUCCGGCUGAUUCGGAGCAGCGGGAGCGUGUGUGGAGCCUGCUGCGGGGCCUGCUGGAGACCUACAGCCACCUGCGGGAGGAGGACCAGAGCUUUGCAGUGGAGGCCGUGGAGCGGCUGAUCCAUCCUCAGCUGUGCGAGCAGUGUAUCGAGUUCCUGGAGCGACAGGUGGUACAGUACAUCAACACCAGCCCUGAACGUGGUGGGGAUGAAGUGGGCCAUGCCUUCCUCCUGGUACACACCAAGCUGCUGGCCUUCUACUCCAGGUCCGCAACGCCAGCUCCAUCCGCUCAGCCGACCUGCUUGUCCUCAUCCUCCUGGUUCAGGACCUGUACCCCAGUCAGAGCGCCGAGGAGGAGCUUGGCCCACAGCCCACACCAGGGAAUGCUUUCCCUCAGGCACCCAAGAGAAGUGAGAGCAUCCCUGUGAGUGGGCCUGGCUCCCAUGGAGCUGCAGAGAAGGACUCAGAUGACCAAGACACAGAUGAUCUCUCUGUGCCUGAGGUCUACUACACACCUGAACCCUCUCCAGGCCAGCACAGUACAG